AAGUGCAAUACAGCUGUGAACCAGUGGGCCCCAGAAACUCCAGCUCCCAGAAUCCCCGGCUAUUGGCCAACAUGGCUGAGGCUUCUGGGAGCUGAAGUCCACAAUCUCUUCAAGGGCCACUGCUGUCAAGGAGCCCUAGGUGAGCGUUUGCGCUCUCAUUUGGGAGGUCCUGCUUUGCUGUUAGGGAAACCAGGAGGCGAAAGCGUUCAUUUUGUGCUUGAGAGCAGGGGUUCGAGGUGCGCGCGCACUCCCGGAAGUAGGACGCUUGGCCCCGCCCACCUGCGGUCAGGUGAUACAGAGGCGGCGCCCCCUCUCUCCCCCUCCCCUCUCCGUGGAGUCACGUGCCUCUCCGCCGGACCCGAAGGAGGACUCAGAAGCCGGACGGCAGAGGAAGCAGGCGCAGCUGAGAGAAGGAAGGUGAUGAGUUCUCUGCCGCCAUUCCUGCUGCUGCUGGCCCUGCUGGCCUCCGGCAACAGGGCCGCUCCCGCUGGGCACGAGAUCACCUACUUGCCAGGCCUCGCCAAGCAGCCAGCCUUCAGGCAGUUCUCGGGCUACUUGGAUGUAGAGAAGGACAAGCACCUCCACUACUGGUUCGUGGAAGCCCAGGGGGGCAGUGCAGCCCAGGACAAGCCCCUGGUGCUCUGGCUGAAUGGUGGCCCUGGCUGCAGCUCCGUGACAGGCCUCCUGACUGAGCAUGGUCCCUUCAGGAUUCAGCCUGAUGGAGCCUCUCUGGAGUACAAUGACUAUGCCUGGAACAAGCUGGCCCACAUGCUGUAUUUGGAGUCCCCCGUGGGCGUUGGAUACUCCUAUUCAGAUAGCCAAGACUACCGGACUAACGACACAGAGGUGGCCCGGGUGAACUACUUGGCCUUGAAAGAGUUCUUCCGCCUCUACCCAGAGUACUGCAAGAAGGAUCUUUACCUCACUGGGGAAAGCUAUGGAGGGAUUUAUAUCCCCACCCUGGCAGAGUGGGUCAUGCAGGAUCCCAGCCUCAACUUGAAGGGAAUCGCGGUGGGCAAUGGCCUUUCCUGCUACGAGACCAAUGACAACUCUCUGGUUUACUUUGCCUACUACCAUGGCCUGCUGGGGAGCAGGCUCUGGACAGACUUACAAACAUACUGCUGCUCUGAUGGGAAAUGCAACUUCCACGAUAACACAAACGUGAACUGUACCCUUGCUAUGGCUGAGAUGAUCCGCAUUGUGGACGAGUCAGGCCUCAAUAUCUACAACCUUUAUGCCCCAUGUGCUGGCGGGGUGCCGGGCCACUACAGGUACCAGAAUGGGGUGCUGGUCACUCACGACCUGGGCAAUAGCUUCAUCUGGCAGCCGAUGCGUUACUCUUGGAGGCAGAACCUGCUGAGGUUGCAAGUGGCCAAGAAGAGUGUGCGGCUAGACCCCCCCUGCACCAACACCACUGCCCCCUCCAACUACAUGAAUGACCUACAGGUGCGCAAGGCUCUGCAUAUUGUGGAUGGAGCUCCAGAGUGGCAGAUGUGCAGCUUUGACGUCAGCCGUGGCUACAAGCGCCUCUACACAAAAAUGAAUGACCAGUACUUGAAGCUGCUCAGUGCCAUGAAAUACCGCAUCUUGCUCUACAACGGGGAUGUGGACAUGGCCUGCAACUUCCUGGGAGAUGAGUGGUUCGUGGACUCUUUGCGCCAGAAGGUGGAGGUAUCUCGACGGCCCUGGAUUUACACAGAUGACAAUGGGGAGGACCAGAUUGGAGGCUUCGUGAAGGAAUUCACCAAUAUUGCUUUCCUCACUGUCAAGGGAGCCGGUCACAUGGUGCCCACAGACCAGCCCCGGGCAGCCUUCAACAUGUUCCAGCGCUUUAUCACCCGGCAGCCCUACUAGCCUGGAGUCCCAUCGUCCACUUUUACAUUCACUGGCAGGGACCCACUUCCUCUCCUGGGAACUGGGUACUGUCCUGAUCCUCAAUGCCACUUGGACUUUGGCGCAGGCGCCCUCCCUGUCUUAACUGGUUCCACAUGGCAUGCUUUCUGGGGCUCCCACGCUGCACUGGUGAUGGGAGGCGUCCUUUCUGGGAGCGACCAUCCCAUCACCCUUCCUUCCCUCCCUCCCUCUGCACAUUUGCACUGAACUGGGGCAGAGGCAAUGCCUGUUCUGCCUGCAUCCAGGGCCCUGGAGGGACCCUUUCUCAGCCUUAGUUCUCAGUCAGCGUGAAGAGGAAGGAACCUGACUCACUGAUGAUGACGAUGAUGAAGAAGAAGCCACUUCUCGCCCUGGGCAGCAGCCUCACUCUUGGCUCCUGUGAGCCCUGGGCAAGCUUAUUAAAAAUCACUUUUUUCUAAAAGAA
Sceloporus undulatus (fence lizard) is the source of this 2317-nucleotide messenger RNA. RefSeq names its product cathepsin A (gene CTSA). The transcript is spliced from 15 exons. Gene Ontology annotation, biological process: proteolysis. Gene Ontology annotation, molecular function: serine-type carboxypeptidase activity. The record is from RefSeq and is a predicted model, not a curated record. Bases 421 to 1854 code for a protein of 477 amino acids. NCBI's taxonomy places the organism in Eukaryota, Metazoa, Chordata, Lepidosauria, Squamata, Phrynosomatidae.